This is a messenger RNA of Synchiropus splendidus (mandarinfish), 2588 nucleotides long. RefSeq names its product phospholipid scramblase 2-like. NCBI's taxonomy places the organism in Eukaryota, Metazoa, Chordata, Actinopteri, Syngnathiformes, Callionymidae. The record is from RefSeq and is a predicted model, not a curated record. Gene Ontology annotation, biological process: plasma membrane phospholipid scrambling. Gene Ontology annotation, cellular component: plasma membrane. The coding region runs from base 366 to 1298 and encodes 310 amino acids. The transcript is spliced from 8 exons. Gene Ontology annotation, molecular function: phospholipid scramblase activity.
CUCUGUCAGACAGAGACAGCACACACAUCCUGCUGUGUACCACUGUCACAGCCUCGUCCGGCCGCAGUACUCGGACUCUGAGGGGCUAAAUGCUGCUUUAUUUCCAGAGUGAAGGGGACCAGGGGGUGGGGACUGCUAGGAGGGAGGAGGAACGGCGGCAGUAGUGGCGUCACAAACAGGUUGGAAAAGGAGCCAAAAGAAGCGACGAAGAUCUCACCGAGUUUUUCAACGUAUCUAGAGAUCUUCGAUCGUCUACGCCUCUUUUCCAGGCCCAACGCGAAGAGAAAGCCGCGUAGAAAUCCCAGUGAAGCUGGGAGUGGACUGACCAGUGAAGCCUCCUUGUUUCUGCCAAGAAAAAACACAUCAUGAGCUAUCCCUCUGCUCCCUACUCCGUGCCCCAACCAGGAGGACACUCAGUGGCUCCUUAUCCAAUUCCUCAAGGGGGCUAUGGAGACCCAGGCCAAGCUCCUCCACCGGGCUUCAACAUGGGAUACAGCCCAAAUCCUCCCGUCAUGUACCAGCCAGGUCCAGUGAGCCAUGGCCCGGUGCCAGGACCAGAGUAUGGCGGUCCACAUCAGGCCAUCUCACCGGCCCCUGCUCCACCUAUGGUCGCUGUUGGGGUCCCACCAGGACUGGAGUAUCUCACGCAGAUCGACCAGAUUCUCAUCCACCAGAAAGUGGAGCUCCUAGAAGCGUUCAUUGGCUUCGAGACCAACAACCAGUAUGAGAUAAAGAACAGCCUGGGCCAGAAGAUAUACAAGGCCAAGGAGAAGAACGACUGUUGCACCAGGAACUGCUGCGGCUCACUGCGCAGUUUCGACAUGAAGAUCAAGGAUAACACGGAUCGUGAAGUCAUCCGUCUCAUCCGGCCGUUCCGCUGCGUCUCCUGUUGGUGUCCGUGCUGCUUGCAAGAGAUGGAGGUCCAGGCUCCGCCCGGCACCACCAUUGGCUACGUCAAGCAGGACUGGCACCCUUUCCUCCCACGCUUCUCCAUCCAGGGAGCCAACCGAGAGACUCUGUUGAAGCUGGAGGGGCCCUGCUUUGCCUGCAACUGCUGUGGGGAUGUCAACUUUGAGCUGACGAGCAAAGAUGGUGGCACUCCAGUCGGUCGCAUCAGCAAACAGUGGAGCGGACUCUUGAAAGAGGUCUUCACAGACACGGACAACUUUGGUAUUCAGUUCCCCCUGGAUCUGGAUGUGAAGAUGAAGGCUGUCUUGAUGGGAGCCUGCUUCCUCAUCGACUUCAUGUUCUUCGAGAAGGUGGGAGAGGCCAACCAACGCAGCAGUGUCUUCUCCUAACCCAAGACUGCACGACACCUCUGCUGUGUGCAAGAGUCAGCAGAGCCAAACUUCGUCCAAACAGCCAUGUUGUCUACCCCCCUUUCACCGUCGAGUCUUUGCUUCAAAAUAGUUUAAGUGCAAUACAGUUGAUAUGUGGCCGUCCUUUCUUCUCUGGGUUUAACAGAGGAGAUGCUUGCACUGUCAGUCUUGUCAUUUAAGGUCAUCUGCGCUGUCGGAAAGUAAACGUUGUCACCUGGACAGCAUCUUUUAGAAUGCCAUUCAGGCCCGCAUUGUUGCCUGACUGAGAAUCUGUUGUCUGCAGUGGUCAGUACUGAGGUCUGAGGUGACCCUCUGCUCGUCUGUCUGAGCCAACAUACUGAAGCAGCCAUGACACCCUGCAGAGCACAGAACAUGUGGGAAUGUAGCUCUGGAACGAGAACCGGUCUGAUGGAAGAGCUUCUUGUGUGUUGCUAUUGUGUGUGCUUUGUCAACAGGCAGGUCUGCUGUGCUGUUGUCCUUGACUGGUUCCUGGCUUCUUGUAUUGCGGCCGUGUGUGUGUGGCCUGUGAGCAGAGGGAGUGUCCAACCUCACCCCCUCACAGGUUCACCACCUGUCUUCCGUGAAGACAGACUGACCACUCGGGCCUCCAAACAUACCAAAUGGUCCUGCUCUGCCCUGUGUGUGAUGCCCCGAGUGAAAACUUGCAGUCAGCUGCAUCACUCAGAGGAAACACUGAAGUUCCCUCAAAAAGAGCCCCAAACAGAGCAAGCUGCCUUAUCAUGUAAACAUUUGUCAAAACAAUAACUGCUGGUGAACUUCACUGCAGUCCAGAAGAGUCUCGAAGUUGCCUCAAUUAGACCGCUGAUGGAACACAUUUGCUGCUGCUUUUACUGUUUUCUAUUUUUAUAUUCUUCUAUAUUAAUGUAAUUAUACCUGGGCAUCAUUUGUAGUCAUCAGUCGUGGCCCGUUCUUACCAAAGUGCUUUUAACUGCUUGCUGCCUUUCUCCAUCUUCAAGCUGAGGGCAUGAAGUGUCCAGGGCGAACAUGACAGGAGAGCAAGAAGUCCGAAUUUGGGUGUGACUGCCACUGUAAGCCACUUAUAGAAGAUGUGAAGUUUUCAGGCCACUUUGUUCUUCACUGUUUCAUCACAGCAAGACACUUAUGCACCUCUUCAUGGCACGUUCUUUCCAGUUAUUGUGCACCAGACUUAAACUUUGUACAACUUUAGUGAAUCUGUUUUCUAAGCCAAGAAUAGUUAUCUCAAAUAUCGAAAUGAAUAAAUAAGAUACUGAAAAUGAAGACUCGUUU